AUGUCAUCACCACCAAAUCCACGCGCAAGGAAGCAACCUCGAAGAGGUCGUUAUUCCUCUCAGUUAGCAAGUACCAGAGGAAACGCCAGAGGCGGCAGAAUUGUCCAAACCACAUCACCUAUUCAAAAUGCGCCAUUCUCUACUUCUGCAUCUUUUGCAGAGGAGAUGUCUGCAGUUGCUGCUCCUCCACUCAGUGCUCCAGUACCUCUCAAUACUCCACGAUUUGCAGAUCUCGGUGCUGAAAAACUCCUCGACCCAGUUCUUCUCAAGACGAUCACUGAAGAUUUGAAAUUCGACCAUAUGAUGCCAGUUCAAGCUGCCACUCUCCGUCCUUUACUUUCAGAACGUGUCGACUGCUUGGCACAGGCAAAGACUGGAACUGGAAAGACCAUUGCUUUUCUGAUUCCAGCAAUCCAAACUCUCAUUAACAAACAGCGACGUCCUCAAGAUGGAGUUUCUUUGUUGGUCAUGACACCAACUCGAGAGCUCGCACAACAAAUCGCAAAGGAAGCAAGUCAAUUAUUGCAACGUAUUCCUGGCUGCAAAGUCGGGUUCGCCAUCGGUGGCACGAAUAAGACCUCAGAGGAGAAAAAUAUCUUGAAUGGUUGCAAUAUCCUUAUCGCCACUCCAGGUCGAUUAUGUGAUCAUCUUAGUGAUGAAAGAGUUAUUCAUGCUUUCCGCAAUCUUGAUACUCUUGUUUUCGACGAGGCAGAUAGGUUACUUGAUAUGGGAUUCAUGAAUGCCAUCAAAGAUAUUAUCAAAUGUCUUCCAAAUAAGGAGAAGACAAACAGACAAGGAAUGCUUUUCUCUGCCACCAUUGCUCCUCAUGUGGAGAAAGUUGCUCACUUAGUUCUCUCCAAAGAUUAUAAGUUCAUCUCGACCAUUGCCAAGGGAGAAGUCAAUACUCAUGAACGUGUUCCUCAACAUCUCAUUACCGUUCCAAGUUUCUCUGAUGUGGCGUCAGCAAUGGUAGGUUCUAUUCGCGAGGAAAUGAAAUUGGAGGGCAAAGCCAGCUUCAAGGCUAUUAUCUUUGCACCUACCGCUGCCCUCGUUGAUUUCUACGCCCAUGUUCUAUCUCAACUACCAGACCUCCCAGUCAUCACCAAACUACACUCUCGUGUAACUCAAAGCAAGAGAACAAAUGUCACCAACGAAUAUCGCGAAGCUACGAAUGGUAUUCUCGUAGCCACAGAUGUCGUGGCUCGUGGCAUGGAUUUCCCUUCCGUCACGAACGUCUUCCAAGUCGGUAUCCCCGCCGAUAAAGAAUCAUACAUUCAUCGUCUAGGACGUACAGCCAGAGCCGGAAAAGAAGGCCGUGGUGUAUUCAUCGUUACCCAAGCUGAAACUCCCUUCUCCAAAUGGACAUUAAAAGAAAUCAAAUUCGUAGCUACGGCAGCAGAUCUGAGCUCCGCAAGAGAAGUCCUAAACAUCGCCUCAAAAUCCGAAAACCCCAACAAGACAUAUCAAGCAUGGCUCGGCUACUAUAAAAAUCACCUCAAGCUGUUGAAUUGGGACUGCGCGGAGUUGGUCCGACAGGGAAAUGUCUAUGCAAGGGAUGCUAUGGGCAACUUGGAACCGACUCUCUUUAAAAGUAUAGUUGGGAAGAUGGGUCUCAAGGGAACUCCAGGAUUGACCAUUCUUCCUGAUCCACCAAAGCUACCAGGUCCAGGUCGUGGUGGAGCUGGUCGUGGUGGUUAUGGUGGUGGGGAAGGGAGGAGCGAGGGGAGUGGUGGAAGAGGUGGUCGAGGUGGUGGUGAAGCGAGUGGUGGACGAGGUGGUGCCACUGGUGGAAGAGGUGGUGCGAGAGGUGGUAGAGGUGGCUUUGGAAGAAACUAA
Molecule: messenger RNA, 1836 nt
Organism: Sclerotinia borealis F-4128
Lineage: Eukaryota; Fungi; Ascomycota; Leotiomycetes; Helotiales; Sclerotiniaceae
Source: the annotation of a GenBank genome assembly